This is a messenger RNA of Rhizoctonia solani, 786 nucleotides long. RefSeq lists its product as uncharacterized. The transcript has 3 exons. The record is from RefSeq and is a predicted model, not a curated record. Lineage: Eukaryota; Fungi; Basidiomycota; Agaricomycetes; Cantharellales; Ceratobasidiaceae. The coding region runs from base 1 to 786 and encodes 261 amino acids.
AUGGCUCACACGAAUGGAUCUGGCCUGGAGUAUGAAGACGAGAACUCGAAGGAAAGGGCAAUGGCAGCCACAUAUGCUGCUUACACCAAACGGACAAAAUUGCAUGCAGAGAAGGCCAAGGCCCAACAGCUCUCCCGACAGCUUAAGACUCGACUACAAUUUGCUCGACUCAAGGUGGACUAUGGUUGGACCCGGCAGAGCCUCAAUGAGGUUGAAAACUUGUAUUUUCAUUUGAGCCGUGCUAGACCUGUCCCUCAGUCUCCAACACGCACCGAAAAGCAAGAGGUAAAAGCUGCUGGCCCAAGUACCCCUCCAAUGCUGGCAACUACGCCCGUACAAGAGCCGUCCGAGGCAUCCACGGCCCCCUCUACUCAAUCAACCCAAGAAGAAAAUCCUUUAUCUACCUCGUUAAAUACCACAUCUCUCCCUGGUCCUUCUACGUCACCGGUCUCGCUACCAUUUCGUACAGCGUCCCUUCCUCAACCUGCUUCUGCCCCUGUACCCAAGCGUCAUGGACUCGUAGAGCGCACACGGACUGGUGGCAUUGUUCGUUCCCAGCCUCCCGAACGACUUCGUACGGGUGGUAAAGUCAAACCACCGAGCAGUGUGUUAUCUCCCAAGAAACGGGGUCGACCUCGUCUACCAGACGAGUCGGAAUCCACAGCUCCAAUGUCGAGCACACCUAUCUUGGGUACUAGUGCUGAUGGCACUGUAACCGACGGAACGUUGACAUACGAUUCGUUCUGGAGUUCCUUGAAUUCGUUGAAAACACCGACUAGUUCAUAG